Messenger RNA from Camponotus floridanus (Florida carpenter ant), 5931 nucleotides. RefSeq lists its product as uncharacterized. The record is from RefSeq and is a predicted model, not a curated record. Lineage: Eukaryota; Metazoa; Arthropoda; Insecta; Hymenoptera; Formicidae. The transcript has 10 exons. Bases 616 to 3168 code for a protein of 850 amino acids.
UGGCAGCCCUGACGCAGAGCGUCUCGCGUCGUCCCGUCGUCUGCAUCGAGGAGCGAGUGACAGGUGACAGCUCGUUCUCUCGGCUCGCGUCCCUCGACUGGCACUGUUCGCGACGACGAAACGGCACCUCGUCCUAUCGUCCUGGCGUCGACGGUGUAGACGCGCGAUGCCACGAUGCCACGCGCGGCGAUGCCCUGAGUGUCGAGCGCGGUCGAAACGGGCGACGUUUGGCGUGAACGUCCGAUCGAACGUCCCCGACGUCGACGACGACGGCCUCGGUCUCCCACGUCCCGCUUGAUCUCGCGCCCGUCACGAUGUAAGACCUCGCCGACGACCGGAUCGAUCAGCGUCCACGCCGUCAUCGUCGUCGCUGCGUCUUCGGUGACUGUCAUCGACCGUCGUCGACGGCAGAUGGUCUCCCGCAGUUUUCCCUACGAAAAACAAAGAGAUAUGAAGAGAUGUAAUUAAGUCGGGUGAAAGCUUUUGUGUUCAAAAAGCAAGGAUCUCUUCAAUCAAGAAAAAGAAAAAAAAAAUAGCAAAGGACAACAGAUAAUUCGGCAUGAUCCGUGGCAGGAAUAGAAUCAACUUGAAAAUAUUAGAUGGGGCGGUGGAGGCAUGGAAGCCACAGCUGGCCGGCCGUCUCUUCAGAGACUCUUCAAGGACACCUUGCCAUCACCGGGAAUACCCGGAUUAGAUGUCAUAAGAGCCUUGCACCAAACGAUCGUGUCAUUGCGUACGGCUUUGGACUCGUCGCGCGAAGAGCUUCGCCGAUUGCAAGAGAGCGUCGGAGAUUUUUCCAGCGAAAGCUACGUCGACGCAGUGGGUCGUUUGGCUCUCGAGAAUCACGUUCUCAGACGAAAAAUCUUGAGCAAGAGCUGCGAAUUCUCAUGCGAUGCGGCGCCCAGCUCGCCGAUUCAGUCGAAGCGCAUCCGACUUGUAGAAACUUCUCGUAUGGAGCGACCAACAGAUUCAUCGAAAACUACCAUGGACGUAUCUAAAGCGAAGGUCGAUGCUGAUGCUCGAAAUACAUUCAAUCAACCUGCUUCUGGAAAUAGUAGCAGUAGCAGCAGCGGCAACGAUAGUCCCGAUUUGCCUUCUCGUACUAGCCGAUCCGGCAGACUCCAAACUUUAUCAAAAUUCUCCAAAGCAGUUACCAAAGGCACUAGUUCCACAAUUACCGAAGCGGCGUCAACGAUGCUAAACGUUGCUCAAAAUGAGAAUAAUAAACCCUCUAUUUCGACAACGAAAGCAUCUAGCAACGAGGAAGAGCCUCAAGAAAUUUCCGGCGAUGCGGUCAAUAUGGUCCAUUUGGAUGUUCCUGAAAAGGAUACCGAGGACUUAAGUUUAAAAUCCAUUUCCGACGGUGACAAUUCCGUAUUCAGUGAUCACACGGAUCAACCACAGGCACCUCGGAGUCAACCGGGUGAUUCAUCGAGACCGAAUGAACAUUCGGAGAACGAAUCAGAGGAGUUGGACGAUAUCGAGCUGAUAUUUACGACAGACGAGACCUGUCGCGAUCUCGGUCUGCAAGAGGAUUUGGUAUCUAUCACUGAGACCGAGUCCUGGCAACAUACAGGUACCGGCAGCGGCCAACCUGUUCUACUCAAAUAUACAAAAUCGACAGAGAAUGAAUCCUUGGUCUGUAACGGCGACAAGACCAGUUCUGUCGAGGAAGCUGUCUCCUCGCAAAGUUCCAGCAUCGAUCGUGAGGAGAGUGUCGAUAGGUUCGACGAAAGUUCCAGUACCAGACUCAAUAAGAUGUGGUCGCAGUGUUCCGUCUUGGUCGAGACGGACAUCAGCAAAUGCGGUAUAGUAGAGGAUGCUGAGAGCUCAGCGGGAUCGUCCUUGCGACAUGUCGCGAGAAGAAAUACUCUGGCUGCGCCGCCGACAACUUACAGACCUAUCAUUCAUCGAGAGGCUUUGGCUAGUAGUCGUAGAAAGAGCUCUGCUCCGUUGCGACCAGUGAUGGACCGUAGUAGUGGUGCUCGAAGAGAAUCCGGUGCUCAGACGGAUAUCUCCGCGCUUCCGGCACAAUGGCGGUCCGAAAGCUACCUGGCUCACAAGGUUGCGCAUACCUUUACUACGUUGCCGAGCAAGUUUGCGCUUCCAACAGGCGUGCCCGGUCGAUUGAGGCUGUCGGACAAGACUCGAGAAGCUAGGAGAGUGAUGUUGUCAGACAUCAGCUUCACUAGCAUGGUACCAGAGUUAUCAAGAAGCGCGGAUCAUUUAUGCCAUGAUCCACAUACGCAGUGUUUCAAUUCGCGCAAUUAUGGUCUUCGUACACCAGAAAUCCAUAGACGCGAGUCUCUGGGGUCUCCCGCGGGAUACUGGCCGCGUUGCAAUCCCGCAACAGGCUUGCCAAGUCCCUGCGAUUGUCGAUUAUCGACCGAUUUGUAUCCUUCGCGAUAUCGCGGCUCCUUGACAUCGAUACCAUCACCCGGUCUCGAGGUUGUCGGUGGUCCUCCGCGAAGACACUCUUGGAGAGCGACGGCAGCGUCCUUUGACACAUGGAGGGUUCCGGUCGCAACUUCUACGCCACGUCCGACCUGGUCUUCGAUGCCAUCCUCUCCGACACAUGUGCAUCCUCCGUCGAUCUCCUCCAGAAUUUCGAAAAGUGCACCAAAAAGAACCCGAUCAAAAGUGACUUUUCAAGAGUGUCCAAUGACGCGCGGUAGUCUGCCCAAUUUGCGUUCAGACUUGGUUGGCGGUGAAAAUAGCGGAGAUUCCACCGAAUCAUUAAUCGAUGAAGCCGAGGAUUACUUGCGGCGAAGUAUCGAUUCUAUGUUGACAAUAUCAAGCGUCAGCACGGAUUAUUGGAAUAAGCAAACAGCGAGACGAAGAAGGACGCGAAGACAUUCGGAACCUGACUUAAUUCACGAUUGGCAUCCUCCCCAGGAUGCCAGGCCAUAUUUGCCAAAGAUACCAAGAGAUCUCAAAUUAGAUCACCUUGUGAAGGUUAUAUCGCCGGAAGGUAGGGUCCUCCAGGGACGUGUGAGAUAUGUAGGUCCAGUUCCAGGUCGAGAAGAUGCGCACGUUGGUGUGGAAUUGCCAUAUGUUAAUGGUUCAUCUGAUGGUACUUUUCACGGCAGAAGAUUCUUCGAUUGUGAACCGGAUCGUGCGAUCUUUGUCCCGUUCAAGAAGGUGGUGCUUGCCUGGUGUACUACUUGACCCGAAGCGCCAAUUCCCAUGGUCACGCCUCGUAUUCUACUUUCCCAGUACACCAUGUAAGAAGAAAGGAGGGGGGGAGAGAAAGAGAGAGAGAGAAUUCGGCGAGUAAGUUGUAUUUAUCGCGCCUCCUAUUCUAUUCUCCCAGUACAUCAUGUAAGAAGAAAGGGAGGAAGAAAAAGAGAGGGUGGAGGGCGAGAGAGAGAGAGAGAGAAUUUGGUGACACAUAAGUCGUAUUUACAAAUUAUCAUAUGUGAAAGCUGGCCAGUCCUCUGAUUAGGUUCAGGUCAGAGAUAAUGAGACUAUUCUUAAUCUUUGUCGAUUAAUUCUCUCAUCCCCAUAUUUAAUUAUAUAGCUGUUUAACUACAUGUGUAAAAAUAUCAAAAUUAAAAAAAUAACUUUGGAUGCCAAUAUAAUCAUAUGUCGGUGUAAUACUAUAAACAUGUAUGUAUGUAACAUACACACACGCACUAUAUGUAUAUACGUACAUACACUCAUCCAAUGAUUAUAUACUAUAGACUAUUUCGUUUCAGAUAGAUGGAUAAUUACUACUUAGAGAUAGUAGUGACGAGUUCCGUGAUAUUAUCAACAUCUUACUGUACCUAAUUUUCUACAAAAUAUUUUUCUUAUAGAUAUGAAGCAAAAUUGAUAAAGUCUCAUUGUAUGUUUUCCUAAUAGUACAGUGGGAAAAUAAGUCGAAAUUUGUUAAAGGAACACUAAAAUAUAAUCCUUUAUCAAAUUUGCAUGAUAUAUACAUUCAACUCGCAAAAUAUAAGCGAAAAAUAUCACUCAAGUCUGAGAACAAAUACAGAAAGAUAGAUCAUGAAAUUUCGCAAAUUUUCGUCAUCUUACUCACAUUAACAAAAUGGAUAUAUGUACAACAUGUAUGUACAUACAUAAACAAAUGGUUAUAUGUACAAGAUGUAUGUAUAAAUCGUAAAAUAAUUUUCAUAAUGUUCAACGUAUACAAUAUAAAAAAAAACAAAAAAUAAAAAACAGACAUAUAACACACCUAUAACUUGAAAGAACCUAAAUCCUAAAUGUAGUAUUGUGUUACACGCUCUAAAGAUAAGAACGUAUUUGGUUGAACAGUGAAUUUGGGAAUGAGAGAAUUACAAUUUUAUGUAACUGGAAGAUAAAAGCAGAAUCAGUCGCUAAUUAAUUUUUGGCAAAAAUAAUCAAAAUUACUUGUUAAUUAAUUAAUUAAUAGUUUCUAUCAAUAAUAAUUCGAGAGGCUAUGUGCAGCGAACGCUGGUCUUUUAUUUCGGAUGGCAUAGUGUUGUGAUCAUACUUCAAUCUCGAUAAAAUGUCGUUUGCUUGUGCUGCGAUAUUAUAAUAUUAAGCUAUUAAGAGAAAGAUUGUGUUCCUCAUUCAAAGGAUAAAAUGACAAAUUUAUUUUGGCUACUAUGAUUAAUUACUUAUUAUUAUUAAUACACACAUCGAGAAAACUUUUAUCCCGAGCACUCUAUUAUAUUUCAACUUAUAGAAACUUUCUUAAUAUGGAAAAAAUUUUUCUCGUUGGAUAAUCUGUAUAAUUGAUCAAUUUUCUUCGUUGCAUGAUAUCACCAACAUUCUAUUUCUCUUACACAUGAUUAAAUGUCGAUUUAAAUUCUUUCCUUUUUUAAGAGAAGCUUGCAUAUUCCUUCAAGGUGCAGUCUAAUUCAAUUAUUUGGCAUAUAAUGUGGCACAAAAUCUCCUCAUGAGUUUUCUUAUUGUUAGUCAUAAGUAAAAUGUUGGGUAAAAUCUAUAGUAGAGCAUUCAUCUGAUGAUUGGUAAUUUCCAAUUCAUUUUUUAUCGACAUCUAAUGUCUUUAAUUUCGUAGAUGGACAGAAUUAUCUUGAAAAUUUAAUUUCGCUGAGUUAAAAAUUUGACACACUCACUAAGAAAAGUUAAUUAAAUGAAAGAAUUAAAAGUAUUUUAUUAGAAAAUUCAAAAAAGAAAAGAAGAAAAAGAAUUAUAGAUAUAUACAGGAUAAUUUGAUGAUAGCUCCAAUCGAAUCUUUGUCUAUCAAUUACAAGGUGGCUAUUCUAAUAUCGAUCUAUCCAACAUUCUGUGCAAUUUAAUUAAUAUAAGAUUACAAUAUAAAACUUUUUUUCGAUGUGCGUAUUCUUGACUGGAAUUAACGAAAAUAGAGACAAAAAUGGAUCCAUAAAGAGAAACGUGCAAUAGUAAUAAAUGCUAUUAAAUUUGUUAUCAACUUAAUAAUAUCUUUGCGCGUUGCUUACGAGCUUUCAAUAAACAAAUGCUUUAGUGUAUGCCAGACAUCAAGAGUGUUUUUCUAUGUGAAAUUAGACCUAUUUCAAGAUAUACCGUAUCGUGUCUCGAUAUUUAUGAUUCAGAAUUCUGAUCUAUCUGAUAAUUUGACGUCUCUAAAUGUUUGAUACGUCUAACUUGACGUGGCAAAGCUCUCUGAUGUCGCAAGUGAUGUACGCGUAUGUAUAUGUAUUUGACGUAUAUAUAUACAUCAAUUUCUGUACAUUUUAAAAAAACACGCGUAUGUAAAGUGUGGGCACUACACUUGGCUGUACAAAGAUACAAAUAAUCAUAUCCUGAGGCUGUACCUAUCGUCUUAAUCGAUGGAUCUGAUUUAUUCGAACCGCAAUGAGAACUGAUCGAUGCGUUUCUCUGAAUUCUUAGAUCCAUGGAUACCUAGCUGAAUAUAAUAUUAACGUAAAAACGGCGAGAUGUCAAAUCCUCUCACUAUUUAUUGUAUCGUAACAAAUAAAAACGAAAAAAUAAAGAAAAUUGGCUUACAAUGUUAGGAUA